Messenger RNA from Mizuhopecten yessoensis (Yesso scallop), 3398 nucleotides. RefSeq lists its product as uncharacterized. Gene Ontology annotation, biological process: protein ubiquitination. Gene Ontology annotation, molecular function: metal ion binding; ubiquitin-protein transferase activity. The record is from RefSeq and is a predicted model, not a curated record. The coding region runs from base 131 to 2776 and encodes 881 amino acids. Lineage: Eukaryota; Metazoa; Mollusca; Bivalvia; Pectinida; Pectinidae. The transcript is spliced from 24 exons.
GGAUUAAAUGGACGCGUGCAGUGAUAGAAAGUGAAGCUGGACGCCAUGACCCUUCGCUCAUUUCCUCCUCAUCAAAUCCUUAUGCUACCCCAAAGCAAGUAAAGGUUCCAAAUACUGGAUUCAACGCAGAAUGGAGCACAUAUCAUCCAAUGAGGUUUCACAAAGCAUGCAGUGUGCACUGAAAGAAGUGGUUGAUGUAACGAGAGAAAUAGCAGACAUGAGUUUGAGUAUCGUAACUAAAUUACAAAGACCGUUGGUAGAUACACGUGACCACAUCCAAUGUCUUGUGAAAGAAACUUGGACUCUUUUCACAACCAUAAACCAAAAAGUUCGGAUGGGUCAGGAGAUUCUGAAGAAGAAAUUGCCACAUAAUUUAAGUUUAUCGGACACACAGGAACAGGAACAACAAGUUGAAACGUUUGCCGUCACAGAAAAUCCGCAGUCUAUCCUAACAGAAUCAAUGACUGCUCUAGCGCCUUUUUCGGUGAAGUUGCCAUCAACACCGCCUGUAAAUACUUCUAUGUAUCCCAAAACCAGGGACUUAUUUAAACAAGUUCUACAAAAGACACCUAGUCAGAGAAAAUCGUUGCCGCCUCGUGUGCCAAAGAACGGCGGCAAAGUUUUGGUAAGAAAUGUCAGAAAAGCUAUUGGCGAAGAAAACACAUCUUUGAAUGACGUCAUGGGGAAGGAAGACAUCACAUCCGAUGACGAAAAGUACACAUCUGCUCAUGCCAUGCAAAGCCAGAUACAGAUUAUGCGAUCAGAAAUAGUCGAUAUACAUCAAUUCGAAUACCUAAUGACGUGGAUGGCUGAACAACCGUCUGGAGACUUUGCUGCUACAGCUAAAAGGCUGCUCGAGUGGUUGGCUGAAGAAUUCAUUGCAGGCGUUACACGAGGAAUGCAAUAUAUUGAUACAGCAUCUGGAGACUUUGAUGUUCAGCUGCUCGAUUUGGGCCAAUUUCUUAGUGAAAUAAAUGAAGAAGUGAAAAAGGUCAAGCAGUCAGAAAAUUUGCCAGUUCGGGGAAAUGGUCCAGAUACCAUUCUAUGUCUCGACACGUCAGCUAGUAUGUACGGAGACAAUUUCAGCGAAAUGAUCAUUGCUGCAAAUCAUAUUAUUGAUGGUGUUGAGGAACUUGCCAAAAAUGAAGCUGUGCAGGGAAAUGUAGCAGUGGCCACAUUUGGAGCCCAACCUAUUGUCGCCAACCACCUCACGAAUGAUUACUCAAAAGUCAGGAAUGUACUUGAUUUUCUUGUUGCUGAAGGCCCAAGUACACUCUAUCGUGGCCUAUUGAUGUCUAUAGUGGCUUGCAUUGGUAACUACGCAGAGGUUUCUGUCAACGAUGUUCCAUUGAUGGCUCGCGUCAUAGUGUUGACCGAUGGAAAGUUUUCUGCUCAGGAUGCAAAGGACGAGCAUUAUAGGUUUUAUCCCCAGAAUGAUAUCAUGGUCCCAUCAGCAGCAAACCUGAUGAAAUUGAAAGGGAUUGUUUGUGACUGUGUUCAAAUAGGAGCUUCAUCAGAAUCGAUACUUUUGCAAAGUUUGACCAAAACUACAAACGGCAAAGUAUUUCCCGAUGAUCAUGUCGAUGAACUCGUCAAUAUGCCAUCGUAUUUGUUUGCAGCAACCAAACUACUUCGCCAGUUUCAAGAUCUUGUGGAAGGAGAUAAAGACGCAAGACAGAAUGAGGAAGCUACACUUCACGCAUUAUUGGAUUCAGAAAGUUCAAGUAGAGAGGCGAUCGAAAGAGAAUUUUCCGAAUCAGAAAAAGAAAAUAUUAUCGCAAUCGCCAUGAAUUUUCUCAAACUGCCAGUAAGAAAGGUCGCGGAACAACAAGAAUACCUAGUUAAGGAACUCGAGCUAGAGCUGCCCCCUGUCGGAACGCGAGUCAGACGUGGUCCAGAUUGGGAUCCAAAGGACAACAUAGACUCGAAUGGACCUGGCACAGUAGUCUGCCACAACAAUAACGGUACUGUAUCUGUGUUGUGGGACUGUGGUAUCGGACCUUUACCAUACCACUGUUACGAUCCCUGCCAAGUGCUGUCCACAGACAAUGACGAACGGGCGGUUAGGGACGAUGGAUGGAUACAAGUCGGCUGCAAGGUUGUAAGAGGGCCGGAUUGGACUCACGGUGAUGAUGACGGAGGUCAGGGUUCAUGUGGCGUUGUGUGUUUGUGUACAAGGAAAGGGACAGUUACGGUUCGUUGGCCAAGUAGGAAAAUUGGGGAAUACAGAUACGGGGAUGAAGUGGUAUUGCUGGACACUUCAGAAGAACAUGCUCAGGCAGCAGGGUAUGAUCGGAGUAUUAGUACACGUGAGUUUGAACCAGGAAACAAACAUAAUCCUAAAGAAUAUCGGAAGAUUCGUAUGCCUGUUUCUGACAACUCGAAUUUGAAGCUUCUGAAGCAAAGCAUAUUUGGCGGUCUUAUUAAAAAAGACAGAGCAGCAGACGUUCAACUGAAACCGGAAUCAGACAGCAGCACCCCAGAUGUUCAAGCGAAACCAGAAACGGAGAGUUACAUUCCAUUUUUGUGGAGUUAUCAACAGGAAGGUCAAGUCGAAUGGACUUCAUUUGAUGCUAGCAACAACGGAAAGCUAGAAUCUGAUUGGUCCAAACAGCGCAAAACCACAAUGGUUUCAGCUAAUAACAAAAGGUACAGAGUUGCUUUCGAAAAAAUGACAAUGUCUUUCAUAGGCGGCAAUAAUGAAGACAAACAGCUGAGGAUAGACGUGAAACGGGAACGAAGAAACACGCAAGGUGUGGAACAAACGGAAGAUUGACAUUUUUCCUCGGUGACAAAGCUUGACCUUCUUAUAUUUAAUAUAUGAUAGACUGUUAUCACUUAAUGUGCCCAGGAACCAUACAGAAAAAAUAUUGCAUUUCUACAUAUAAGGAACAAAAUCAAAAUUGACAUUGAACACAAAAUGAUAACUUCAGGAACCAAGAAGUCAUCAAAACAAACGGAGGGCUCUAUUAAACCCCUUAAAUCAUUAAAAUUGGACUUGUCCAGUUUGUGAUUUGAUUGGUUAAAAUGUGACUUCAGGGAUGAAACGUUUAAAUCGCAGACGAAACAUUCUUAUCCAGUGCAAUGUAUCACCUACUGUCUUAUGUGAAAGUACAGGAUCACGAAAGUCAAAAACAGUGCUAGACACAGAACAAAUGAUUGCAAUAAUGGCAGCCAUUUAGAUAUUAUUUUUUUAUAAUCGGAUCACGAUUACAAUUUCAAUAUUGAAUACGUACCCAUGUACCAUAUCCUGGAGCUCUGUAUAAGUGACGGUCGCUCUAUCUAAUUGAGCUAUCUGGUAGUCUCUGUAUUGGUGACGGUCGCUCUAUCUAAUUGAGCUAUCUGGGAGUCUUUGUAUUAGAGACGUUCCAUCUAAUUGAGCUAUCUGGUAGUCUCUG